GAUCCAGUUGAUCCAACAAGCACUGUGAUUGUCAUUCGUUCUUUGGUACCUGGUGGAGUUGCUGAAAAGGAUGGUCGCCUUCUUCCUGGAGAUCGCCUCAUGUUUGUCAAUGAUGUGAACUUGGAAAGCAGCAGUCUUGAAGAAGCUGUAGAGGCGCUGAAGGAGCACCCUCAGGAACUGUGGACACAAUGUGCUGACCUGGCGGAUGAGUCCACAUUUGAAUCUCAGUACUCUCCUGAUAAGGACAGUGUCUACUCUCCUCAAGCCUCUAUUUUAUCUCUUCAUGGCAGUGCUGGUAGUGAUGGUAUGAACUACGGUUCCUCCCUUCCAUCAUCGCCUCCCAAGGAAGUUACUGAGCAUUCUUCCGAUCCAGUUCUUGAUCUGCAUAUGUCCUUGGAGGAACUCUAUACCCAAAAUCUGCUGCAAAGAAAGGAUGAGAAUCCACCUUCAGUGGACUUGAGCAUGGGGCCUGCUUCUGGGUUUACCAUAAACGAUUAUACACCUGCGAAUGCUAUUGAACAGCAAUACAAAUGUGAAAACACAAUAGCAUGGACUGAGACUCACUUACCAAGUGAGGUUAUAGCCCGUACAGAACUUACCUCACCUGUGCUACUUGAUUCAACUGGAAAGGGCUCUGAGUACUUGACUGAACAGAGCUCCCUGGUUUCUAAUUCUGAAUGUGUCAUGCUCCAAAACCUAUCCAAAGAAUCUUUUGUGAAAACUAUUACUGCAGCAAAAGGCAAUUCUAGCCUAGGGAUGACAGUAAGUGCUAAUAAAGAUGGAUUGGGGAUGAUAGUUCGGAGCAUUAUUCAUGGUGGUGCCAUUAGUCGAGAUGGCAGGAUUGCAGUUGGGGACUGUAUCUUGUCCAUUAAUGAAGAAUCUACCAUCAGCUUAACCAAUGCUCAGGCACGAGCCAUGCUGAGAAGACAUUCUCUCAUUGGGCCUGACAUAAAAUUUUCUGCAGCACCUGCUGACUAUCGAGCCCCCUUUUAUGUAAUUACGUAUGUGCCUGCAGAACAUCUGGAAGAGUUCAGAAUGAGCUUGGGACAACAAUCUGGAGGAAUAAUGUCCCUAGAUGCGUUGCCUUCAUACACUGUCAGAGACAUGCCAGAACUACCAGAGCGAGAAGAAGGAGAAGGAGAAGAAAGCGAACUUCAGAAUGCAGCGUACAGCAAUUGGAAUCAGCCCAAGCGGGUUGAACUUUGGAGAGAACCAAGCAAAUCCUUGGGCAUCAGCAUUGUUGGUGGACGAGGGAUGGGGAGUCGUCUAAGCAACGGUGAAGUGAUGAGGGGCAUUUUCAUCAAACAUGUUCUUGAAGAUAGUCCAGCUGGCAAAAAUGGAACCUUGAGACCUGGAGACAGAAUAGUAGAGGUGGAUGGAAUGGACCUCAGAGAUGCAAGCCAUGAACAAGCUGUGGAAGCCAUUCGGAAAGCAGGCAACCCUGUAGUCUUUAUGGUACAGAGCAUUAUUAACAGACCAAGGAAAGCCCCCUUGCCUUCUGUGCCGCACAACCUUUACCCUAAGUACAGCUUCAGCAGCACUAACCCAUUUGCUGACUCCCUCCAGUUCAACGCCUACAAGGCACCCAGUCAGUCAGAGGCAGAGGAAGAGAAGGCUCCUCUGUGUGAUGUGCCCGCACCCACUCCUUCAGGAUUGGCAGAAAUGGGCAGUGAUCUCACACAGUCUGCAAGUAAAACCUCAGAAGAUGCGGAUAAAGAGGAUGAGUUUGGGUACAGCUGGAAAAAUAUCAGAGAGCGUUACGGAACACUAACAGGAGAGCUCCAUGUGAUUGAACUGGAGAAAGGUCGUAGCGGUUUGGGUCUCAGUCUUGGAAACAAAGACCGAUCCAGAAUGAGUGUCUUUAUCGUGGGGAUUGAUCCAAACGGAGCAGCAGGGAAAGAUGGUAGAUUGCAGAUUGCCGAUGAGCUUCUAGAGAUCAAUGGUCAAAUUUUAUAUGGAAGAAGUCAUCAGAAUGCUUCAUCAAUCAUUAAAUGUGCCCCUUCUAAAGUAAAAAUAAUUUUUAUCAGGAAUAAAGAUGCAGUGAGUCAGAUGGCUGUAUGUCCUGGACAUACAGGAGAACCAUUGGCUUCUACCUCAGAGAGCCUUCAAAGUAAGGAGAUGGAGUCUGGUGUUACUAUGUCUGAGGUAGCUGUGGGCCUCAGUUCAUUUAAAAAUGUGCAACAUCUGGAGCUUCCCAAGGAUCAAGGAGGUUUGGGCAUUGCUAUCAGUGAAGAAGAUACAAUCAGUGGAGUCAUCAUAAAGAGUUUAACAGAGCAUGGAGUGGAGCCAAG
This is a messenger RNA of Oryctolagus cuniculus (rabbit), 2291 nucleotides long. The record is from RefSeq and is a predicted model, not a curated record. NCBI's taxonomy places the organism in Eukaryota, Metazoa, Chordata, Mammalia, Lagomorpha, Leporidae.